This is a messenger RNA of Magallana angulata, 698 nucleotides long. RefSeq lists its product as uncharacterized. NCBI's taxonomy places the organism in Eukaryota, Metazoa, Mollusca, Bivalvia, Ostreida, Ostreidae. The record is from RefSeq and is a predicted model, not a curated record. The transcript is spliced from 10 exons. Bases 44 to 520 code for a protein of 158 amino acids.
AUGCAUUCCUCAUAAAAUAAACAAAAGGUGCAGUUAAUUAAGGAUGUAUAACCCUUAUAACGACAACUAUGGAGUAUGUCCAACAAAUAAAGUUGGAAUGCCUAAUGGCUAUUUUGAACCACGUCCUAGACAUGCAUAUGGAAAUUCUCAGAGUUAUAAUGGUGGACAGUUUAUGAUCAUACCUCGAAGGCAAAUCUACAAAUGUCAAAUUGGACAUAAUCACUUUGAUCAAGAAGAAGCCGAACAUUGCAAUAGCAUGACAAUGCUGACAAUGAUGGCAUCUAGAACUAACAGAUGUCACCAGGGACAUCACCACGCCAACUCUAGAGAAGUAUCAGAAUGUAACGCCUUAGAGAUGAGAUUACAGACACUGAGAGCAAACGAAUUGAAUAUUCGCCUCCGGCAAACAGUCACCGAUAGAGAUGGUAGAACUAUCCAGAAUGAAAUUGAGUACAGAGGAAAUCCAGAUUGGAUUCAAAGACCGUUUGGGCUAGUUAAUAUUACAACAUUGUGGUUUUAGAAACAAUCCUGCUCUUGGACAAUCCGGAGGCUCAUCCAUGAGACUGUCCAAUUUUCCAUUCAAUUACUAGUAGUCCUGGCCACGAAAUGCAAAUGUUGAAAACUUUAAUACCAAAAAGCUACGGAAAAAGGGGACUUAUUAAGUUUUUAUCAAAGAACAAAUAAAUUGAGAAUUGAAA